AUGGCAGUUUUGGUGAAAACUUGUUGCUGUGGCUGCAGCCUUCGUAGCGGUGUUGUGAUUCUCGGAAUAAUUGGCUUGGUAAGUUCCGGCUGUUAUUAAUCGUCUAACCAUCUGAAAUAUCCUUCUGCUUUUCAUACCCUAGUAAUAGCCUGAGUAAUAGUAGUACUUAAUUGAACGAUUUUAGCUAUUUCGUAAAAACCGAGAACUUUAGUUCCGCGAAGAUUGAUACUUAGAGCAAAGAUUAACCACGUGGAAUUUGUUAAGUCGCGUUGAUCAUGAAUAACUACACGAAUUUAAGUGCACGAUUUCCAAAACGUUUUUCCGGUCAAAAACGGCUUUUACCAGUAAAAUUCCGUAGGAAAAAAAAAACUAUCUACGUUAACGCUGAGACAUAUGCGCAUUCUGAAAUUUCAGGACGAGCAACUGCAAACUUCAUAACUGUUAUUCGGUCAAAAACGAGCAUUCAAGCACAAAUUGUCUUACGGUAAAAUUAGAUAUUGCAACCGAAACUUAUAUUUUGAAGUAAAGAGAUAAUUUUCGCCGGUCGCCUGCUGAUAAAGAAAUCGCAGACUGAACAUAGAAGCCUGAAAAACUGCGCGUAGUAUUGAAGGGAGACUCGAUCCGUGCAUGAUAUUUGCAACUAACGAAACGGAACUCUUUGCACUUCGAGCUCACUCUUCGAGAAUUCGAGAUGCUCCUCUAUUACGAAAGGAUUUUCAACAGCGAUUGUACUAAUUUUAAUUAUUUUCAAAAAUUUCAAGAAGAGAAGCCGGAAAAAAAUGACAUCACACACGAUUCGAAACAGCACUUUCAGUUUCCAGGUUAGGAGCGUAACCAAUGAAUUACUCGUUAUGAAAAAGGAAUUGGCCAAUAGUUGGUAAACAGCACGUCCUAUCGUGACAUAGAUGAUAUUUAUUCGAUGGAUGAUUUCUAGGGGCAUAUUUCGAAUGAAAAUUACUAACGGGAAAAAUACUAACGGGUUUUCGGAUUUGAUAUCCGAUGCGGUUUUCGGUUUUUCCAAUCAGACCUAUUUGGGUUCCGGUUUCUCUUCGAUCUGAGCGGAAAUUACGCGCCUCCACUGAUCUCGAAUCGCCGCUAAACGCAAAUGUUAUCUAGGGGAAUGCGUGACAAACCAACUGAAAUAUCGCAGGGAUCCCUAGGUAGCCUACGUGUAGCCGUACCUUCCCCCUCCCCUUAGGUGGGGGGGGGGGGAGGAGAGGGUACGGCUAAGCACAAAUCAUUGCUAGAGUUUCUUUAUCAACGCCACCUAUAAGUUCGUGAUCAAGUUACAGGCCGCACGCGACUGAUUUAUUCAACAUUCCGAUAGAAUCUCAAACUUUCAGGUCUUAGUUCGCAAAUGGAAAUGUUAGAUUAGGAAAUUUCUGAUGAAACUUUCUAGAACUAUAGCUUUUUGCGACUGCAAAAUUGCAAUGCUAUCGAGGACUUUUGUGCGAAUUUUCCUUAAUUUAACUAGGCUCCAUUAUCAGCUGCUGAGUCCGCAGAAACUACGCUCGAGGUCCUCGAGAGCGCAGCUGUUAAUUUAAGCAGAUAAUAGAAAAUACGAAUGUCAAGUCCAUGGUAUUCAUAAAUCCUGUCAUGAAAUUAGCUAGUGUAGUUUAUUCUGUAUGCUCCACUUGUCACCACUGUAUCGGAUCGCUCAGGGUUUUAAUAACUGGGAUGUGAGAAGUUUCGAUCUUGAGAGUUUUGCACGCGGUUUUCGGAUUUGAUUGGAUUUUUUUUUUCGGUUUUUUCGGUUUUUCUCUACGGUUUUGCUGUUUCUAAUGGAUCCCAAUUGCCCCCCCCCCACCUCUUUUAUUACCAGUAUAUCCCUCAAUCGCUUUAGAAAAGUCUCUGUGACUGAAGGAAAUAAUUAAAUAUAUAAUUCUAUCUUACUAUUUUCUAUUUCCUUGUGCCUGAGGAGCUUAGGGACCACAAAUAACACGAACAAUAAUCUGGAACAUUUUCCGCGAUACACACUGGGGUUAGAUGUUAAGGCUUCGCAUUGAUCGGUGCACAAUAUUUGCAGUGCAAGUGUGUUUUAAUGUUUGAAACAUAACUUUGCCUCUCCCUUCCUCAUCACAAGUGACUGAACGUAGUAUGAAAUUCAAACCUUCUUCACAAGAUCUGCUGAUUAAUUCCAAAGAAAGCAGUUUAUAUUUGCUGAAAUAUAUCAAAUCUGAUCUGUAGUUGUAUUUCUGUUUGUAUUUCAGCUUGGAUCAGCAUAUUCAAUUUAUCAACAAAGCAAUUCUUUCAAAGUUUACAAGUAUUUGGAGGAAAACGCCGACGAAUUCGAACUCAGCCAAAAUUUGCCUUUCAGCAAAAGGUGUUUCGUGGGUAUUACUGUUUACUUUUGUCUUGUUCCAUAAAAUCUGUAAGAAAGAACACGUGAUUAGGACGAAAAUAUUUUCAUUUGUGAGAUUAAUCGUUGAAUUGUGUAGGUUUUUUAUUGCCUUAAACAUAAAUUUUACAUUGGUUCGUGAUCUUGUAUGAAAAUGAAAGUUCAAAUAGCAUUCUUAUAAAAUGUCCAAACCUUUUCCCGUUAAACGUGCCGUUCCAGUUAAGUUUCUCGCUCAUUUUCUGAUUAUCUAUUGACUGAUUAAUUGAUUGAUUACUUUUUUUUAUGAUCACACCUGAAUGAAGCGAUUGCAGCUUGGGUUAUGUUUACCACGCAUUCAAAGUCAUCUCACUAUUAAUGAACCUGUUGCUUCUGGGAUCCAGCUCAGUAAGUCCAACACACUACUUCUAUGAACGUAAUUUUAGCCUGUAACUAAAAAUAAGUUGAGAAGAUAAAAGAUUAUGAUAAAAUUUGUUUCAGAGGUUGAUAAUAAUUCUUCUUUUAGAAAUUUAAAACUUGUCGGUUGAUCAAUAGUCUCUAUUUUGUGCCAAAACGUGUACGGAUAUUUGCAUUGGAGGCUGCUGUGUUUAUUAUCCUUCAAAAUAUUUUUGCAACUUGCAACCCACGGGAAAAUUUGUACGAACAGCUUACUGUUUGCUGCGUGGGAUGCUUACUUUUCAGUGCUCUUUGGUACGACUUUAUGAACAAACAAACCUCUCGUCUUGUAUUUUAGAUAAACGCUUUCAUAGUCCUAGAUGUAUGGUCUGAAAAAUGGGGAGUAUCACGAUCAUGUGAUGCGUUUAGACCAAUCGCGCGCCAGAAAAGCUUUGAUAGUAGUGUAUUGGAAUGACUAUUUCACAUUGACUCAACACUUUAAACACAAAAUGAAGAAAUAUUUAUAUGACUGCAGAACACAAAUCGUCAAAUUGGCGGCUUUCGCUUCAAAUUCGCCGAUUUACUUUUGUACGCGCCAUGGCAAACCAAGCAGUCGCAGCUUGGAGCGCUGACUUUUCAGUUAUUCAAUUGUUAGUUUACGUCACUGAUCAUCGUUCUUUCCCGUUAUAGGGUGAAAAGCGUUUGGCAUAUCCUUGGCUUGGGUGGAGCAUCUUCGAGCUCUUUUUCAAUUUUGGAGCGACGAUAUCUUAUAUUGCCAUCUGGAACGGGGUAAAUUGAAACAACCUUUUCUUUUUUUUUUUAAUCAAAUACUAGUAGAGAGUUUUUCAACGAACUUAACAUGAUUUCUGUAUCCUUCGAUAUUAUAGUUUCCCGCCUUUUCAAUUAUUUACAUCACUGGAUGGUUGCUGUCGGUAUGUUCUGUUUAAUUCAUACAGCAAUUUCUAUUUGAGAGUAGAGAAACUCACGCCACUAACAAAUCAGACGCAAAAUUAAAACCAAUCACAACUUGGUCGCCGGCGUUUUCCCGCGCUUAAGUCACUCUAGCUGUUUUUACUUUGAAUUCUCGCUGUCUCUCCAAGGUGUUUUUCUUUCUUUUUCUGAUUGGCUGUCGAGAUUACUUAAUUUUGGUCUCAUCACACUCAGUCGAAAAGCGCUGUAUUAACCAGUUACUCUUAAAUUGAUGGUGGCCCGGGGCUGAACUCGUUGCUUCCCUUUUUUUCUCCCAAGAUUUACUUCAUCGUCGCGGUGUAUUCGUACAUCGAAGCCCUUCGCGAAGAUCCUUCGGGAACGAGUGCAGGAUUUUCCCCCCCUUUGACAAGUGUUAACCAAACCCAGAUGGUAAUUACAUUUCCAUUGUUUUAA
Molecule: messenger RNA, 4093 nt
Organism: Pocillopora meandrina
Lineage: Eukaryota; Metazoa; Cnidaria; Anthozoa; Scleractinia; Pocilloporidae
Source: the annotation of a GenBank genome assembly